Molecule: messenger RNA, 894 nt
Organism: Impatiens glandulifera
Lineage: Eukaryota; Viridiplantae; Streptophyta; Magnoliopsida; Ericales; Balsaminaceae
Product: caffeoyl-CoA O-methyltransferase 5-like
Exons: 5
Coding region: 34-744 (236 amino acids)
Molecular function (GO): S-adenosylmethionine-dependent methyltransferase activity; O-methyltransferase activity
Source: RefSeq, a predicted model, not a curated record
CACACCUUCUAAUUCAUUGUCCAGAUUUUUCAAAUGGCUGAAGUAUUCGGUCAUAAGAGUCUCUUGUGCAAUGAUACCCUUUACCAGUACAUUCUCGAUACAAGUGUUUAUCCGAGGGAACCCGAGUCUUUAAAACAACUUCGUCAUUUGACUGAAAAUCAUCCAAUGAACUAUAUGGCAGUAUCGGCUGAUGAAGGACAGUUCUUGAGCAUACUUUUGAAGCUCAUGAAUGCUAAGAACACAAUGGAAAUCGGUGUUUUCACCGGAUAUUCUCUACUUGCCACCGCCCUUGCCUUGCCCGAGGAUGGAAAGAUAUUGGCAUUGGACAUCAAUCGGGAGAAUUAUGAAAUAGGUCUACCCAUAAUUGUAAAGGCGGGUGUUGCCCACAAGAUCGAGUUCAAAGAAGGACCAGCUCUUCCUAUUCUUGACCAAUUGUUCUCGGAUGAGAAGAAUCAUGCAACGUUUGACUUCAUUUUUGUGGAUGCCGACAAGGAUAACUACAUUAACUACCAUGAGAGACUCAUCGAGCUUGUGAGAGUUGGAGGGGUGAUCGGUUAUGAUAACACUCUAUGGCAUGCUUCUGUGGCUAUGCCACCCGAAGCUCCAUUCCCAAUGGAUGAUCUUAUUCGUCCUUAUCGUGAUUUUAUGGUUGAGUUCAACAAGGCAUUGGCUGCUGAUAAGAGGAUAGAAAUUUGUCAACUUCCGGUGAGCGAUGGGAUUACUAUAUGUCGUCGCACUAUCUAAUCAUCGCAUCGAAACCAACUAGUGAUAAGAGAGUACUACUUCAUGAUCUUCAUCUUUCGUGUGAUUGAAUGAAACAAAUAAUACUCUUUCAAUAAAAGUAAAAUUGCAAUUAAUGUUGAAUGAUCUAAACAAAAUUUGCUUCCUUGGAGU